AUGCCCAAACUGAUUCUAUACCAGGUUCUGGACGUCCAGGAGGACGCUACGAUUGGUCAGAUCGAGCAGGCGUAUCGCACGCGGUCUCUGCAGUUUCUGACGACUCUUUUGGGCAACAAUUACGACUACUUUUACUCGGUUUCGGACGCCUUUCAGAUUCUGCGUAAACACCGCGAGUUCUAUGAGACGAGCGGCGACUCGCCCGAGUUUUUUGCGCGCGUCGGGCCCGAGCUCCAGGAUGCGGUGGAUUUCUUCGUGCAGUGUUUUGGCGUACCGCAGCUGGAGAUCUUCACCGGCCCGGUGCCGAUUCUGUACUGGAUCCAGGAGCUGCGGCGGUCCUUCCCGUUCACAGACACGUACAAUCACAUUACCACGGAAGGAAUCACGGACAAGACGAUGGAGUUGAUGCGGCGCAACGCGUGGCAGGGAAACGAGACGCUGCAGAAGGAAAAGAACCGGUCACACGAGUUUGAUAUCACGGGCGCCAUCAACGUGCAAGAUGCGGCGCAGCUGAUUGUCCAGCAGCUGUUGGACGUGGAUCUGGAAGGAGACGACAACAUCAAGCUGCAAAAGGCAGGCAAAUUGGAGCAGGAAACCGGGGUCUUCCCCACCGAGGGCUUCUCCCCACAGUUCACCGACUCCAUUGUGAAGAAGCUGAAGCCGUAUUUCCGCAUUCCGUUUGCCGUGGACGUUCUCAAGGCUCUGGGAACAAUUUUCAUGGUCCGUGCGGAAGGCUACGCCGCCAAGUACCGGGGCAAGCUGUUUUCGUCGGUGGUGUCCAACAAAUCAGCCAACAAUGCCUCUUCGUUGAUUGAGAAGAUUGUGUGGUCGAAAAACCGACUCCACGCCAUCUCCAAGUACUUCAAGCAGAUUGGAGGGUCCAUCGACGACCAGGUCAACAUCAUCUACACCGAGUUUUUCUACCAGCUGGUGCGGGAGGUGUGUCUGGCAGCCAACUUGACGGUUUCGGAGAUCUUUGAGGGCGAAUGGGCCGCCAAGGAAGACAAGAAGGACAAGAUGGUUCGUGCAUACCGCAUUUGGGAGAUUGGCAACUUUCUGUGCAUCGAGGCGACCCGAACUGCCGCCGAAAGAGGCAUUUCCAUCGAGCACAACCCUAACCUGCAACAUGACGACGUGUUGGCCGGAGCAAUCUACCUCACAGCCUUCAACGAGGCACUGGUGCUGGCCAAGAAACGCAAUCUCUCGAAUAUCGACUAUUCCAACGGAAAGGCGGCCGCUCCUUUCCCUCAGGGAGCCAGCUUUGAUCCCUGGGCCGUGGGAGUCGUGUGGUCGCCAUGGGACGUGGUGUCCGACUGCUCGGGCUCGGGAGGAGUGGUCACCACGGAAGACGUGUUUACCGGCGACGAGGACAAGAGGUAUGAUGUGGAGGUGACUGCUCAGGGCGGUACUGAUGCGGGUUAG
This is a messenger RNA of Yarrowia lipolytica CLIB122, 1422 nucleotides long. RefSeq lists its product as uncharacterized. The record is from RefSeq and is a predicted model, not a curated record. Lineage: Eukaryota; Fungi; Ascomycota; Dipodascomycetes; Dipodascales.